This is a messenger RNA of Humulus lupulus (European hop), 1095 nucleotides long. RefSeq names its product adenylate kinase 4-like. The transcript has 6 exons. Gene Ontology annotation, molecular function: ATP binding; AMP kinase activity. NCBI's taxonomy places the organism in Eukaryota, Viridiplantae, Streptophyta, Magnoliopsida, Rosales, Cannabaceae. The coding region runs from base 196 to 930 and encodes 244 amino acids. The record is from RefSeq and is a predicted model, not a curated record. Gene Ontology annotation, cellular component: mitochondrion; cytoplasm. Gene Ontology annotation, biological process: nucleobase-containing compound metabolic process.
UCACCAACCCACGAAAAGGUACAACUACUUUUUAGUGUGUACAGACUCCUCACCUAAAACCAAGAGAAUAGAUAGAACACCUAAGCCUUACCAACCACCACGCUUGGUUUCAUUUCAUGGCUGUUUGAAUCUCUUAUUAUAUUCAAACACGACAAUUAUAACUGAAAGACCCAAAUUUUGUGAGAGAAAGAGAGAAUGGGGAGCCCUGGAGUUGCAUUGGGUGACAUACCCUCUGUUGACAUGAUGACCGAACUCCUCCGCCGUCUCAAGUGCUCCUCCAAGCCCGACAAACGCCUCAUUCUCGUUGGUCCCCCUGGAUCUGGAAAAGGUACACAGUCACCCAUUAUAAAGGAUGAAUUUUGCUUAUGCCAUUUAGCCACUGGUGAUAUGUUGAGAGCUGCUGUUGCUGCUAAAACUCCUCUUGGCAUUAAGGCUAAAGAAGCCAUGAAUAAGGGAGAACUUGUAUCUGAUGACUUGGUUGUUGGUAUAAUUGAUGAAGCCAUUAAAAAACCAUCAUGUCAAAAGGGUUUUAUUCUCGAUGGUUUUCCCAGGACUGUUGUUCAAGCACAAAAGCUAGAUGAGAUGCUUGAAAAGCAGGGAGCCAAAAUCGACAAAGUGCUUGACUUUGCAAUUGAUGAUUCCAUAUUGGAGGAGAGGAUCACUGGCCGAUGGAUACACCCAUCGAGUGGUCGCUCUUACCACACCAAAUUCGCACCUCCAAAAGUUACUGGUCUUGACGAUGUCACUGGAGAACCUCUGAUUCAACGAAAAGAUGACACUGCAGAAGUUCUUAAGUCAAGGCUAGGCGCAUUUCACAGGCAAACUGAACCGGUUAUCAAUUAUUAUGCCAAGAAAGGUGUCCUUGCCCAACUGCACGCAGAGAAACCUCCAAAAGAGGUCACUGCUGAAGUGCUGAAGGCUCUCUCUUAAAGGAAUACAAGUCCAAGACUCAAUUAAAUGGACUUGUUUUAAUUCUCUCAUUACCACAAACUUUCUUUUUCUUCACUUGCCAAGCACUGAGCUUAAGUUGGUUUUUCAACUUCCAUAGAGGCCAUUUUUAUCGAAUAAAAAAGUUGACAAAGAUCUGAAUUUUGA